CGCCUAUGCGUCAUGACGCAGGUGCGCGUGAAGACGUGAGGACGCAGGCGGGUCGUGGAGAGCUAACCCUGGCAAAGACGUGUUAUCAUUCCCAGUUUACAGUGAAAAAAUUGAAGUUCAGAAAGUUUAAGUGAUUUGCUCUCCAUCACAGAGCUGGUAAGUUCAGCUGUCUACCUCUCCUGACACCUAAAAGCUGAUCACGUUUUUUCCUUGACGGGACUGUUUUUCCGAGAGCUAACCAUGCAGCGCAGAUCAAGAGGGAUUCAUAGCGGGCUUCUUCUGCUCCUCUCUCAAGUCAUCCAUGUUGGGAUCAACAACAUUCCACCUGUCACUCUCGCAACUUUGGCUCUCAACAGCUGGCUCUUCUUAAAUCCCCUGAAGCCACUGCACAACUCCUGCCUCAGCGUGGAGAAGUGUUACCAGCACAGAGACUGGCAGCGCUUGCUGCUCUCUCCCCUCCACCAUGCCGACGACUGGCAUUUGUAUUUCAACAUGGUGUCCAUGCUCUGGAAAGGAAUACAUCUGGAAAGAAGGCUGGGAAGUAGAUGGUUUGCCUGUGUCAUCACCACAUUUUCCCUACUAACUGGAGUGGUGUACCUGCUCUUGCAGUUUGCUCUUGCUGAAUUUAUGCGUGAACCUGAGCUCAGAAGGAACUGUGCUGUCGGUUUCUCAGGAGUUUUGUUUGCUUUGAAAGUUCUUAACAACCAUUAUUGCCCUGGAGGCUUUGUCAACGUUUUGGGCUUUCCUGUACCCAACAAAUUUGCUUGUUGGGCUGAACUUGUGGCCAUUCAUUUAUUUUCCCCAGGGACUUCCUUCGCCGGGCAUCUGGCUGGGAUUCUUGUCGGACUAAUGUACACUCAGGGGCCUCUGAAGAAAAUCAUGGAAACAUGUGCAGGCAUUUUUUCCUCUGGCAUUGGCUACUCAGGACAGCAAUACUACUUUAAUAGUUCAGGCCAUUCUGGAUAUCAGAAUCACUAUCCGUUUGGUGGGCCUGGUCACUCUGAAGAAGUGCCCAGGAACUAUGAUGUGUACACAGCAGGACUGAGUGAAGAGGAGCAGCUGGAGAGGGCAUUAAGAGCCAGCCUCUGGGACCGAGGAAAGGAAAUCCUUGAGGAUCAAGGAAAUAGUAGAAGUAGUCCACCACCCUAUGGGUUCCGUCUCUCACCAGAGGAAGAAAUGAGGAGACAGCGGCUUCACAGAUUCGACGGCCAGUGAGCUGGCAAAGCAUCUUGGGAAGAUGCGGUCUGGUCGUGUAAUUACUGCCCGUUUGGUUCACUCCCCAAGCCCCUUAUUCAUUUUAAACAAAAGCAGAAUACACUGUCAUUGCUCCAAAUAGCUCACAUCUGCCUUGGACACCCCGUGUCCCCUGUGAGUCUAGAUUCACAAGCAGAUGACCUGCUGAGUGCAGUACGCAGCUUUCUGGGAGCGGUCCUUCUCCCAACCUCAUUCUCUGCCACUCACAAGUCACUUCCUCAUGUCGGGACCAGUGUCCACACUCCUUUCUCUCACUGCUGACUCUGCUCUGCCUUACUGUCAAAGUUUGUGACCUUCACCAGGAGGCUUCAUGUCACCAAUGGGGAAGCUUAGCCCCACUCUCUGCCCAGAGAGCCUCAUGUUUCACUUGGCAGGAGGUGAGGAGCCAUCCCCUCAUCCUCCUAGGAUAUUGCUAUGGUGCUGUCCAGGUACAGGAUGUGGCCACCUGGCAGGAUUUUGUCCUGUUCUUCCUCACUGGGGCAGCUCAGCUCCUCGGGCCCUGUGUCUAGGUGGCGUUUAGAAUGCACACGCUUUGCUCUUGGAUCGUCCGACUUGGUAGGAUGUUUGAACAGCGUAAGGAAUGUAGAUAGCAGGUUAGCUUCGCAGCCACCUGUCCAGUGGCAGUAUGUGUACCUGGAAGAUCUAACAAAUCAGCAAAGUAGCAACAGGUGCCACACACGCGGAGUGGCGCAAAGGCAUUCAGUGGCUUGCUCACUAUAAAUUUUUCUUACAGGAGGGUAUUUUUCUUUUUCCCCAUAAAAGUGCCUCUUAAUUGUCCACUAUAACAGCCACCUUUUCUGGCCAAGUGUUCAAAACAUGCCCUGGGCCCUGCAGUGUUCUAAUCUGCACAUUGUAUGUCCAAGUAAUUUAAGGAGUUUCCUGGUGCUUGUGUCUCAUGAAUAAAAGGACAAAGUCAAAACAUCACUGAUAUCUUGUUGUCACAAAGGUAUUUAUUUUUAAAGAGAGUUAGAAACAGAAUAGAAUCUUCCUUUUAAAAUGUAUCUACCAUUUGUAAAUAGUUUUCUGAUUAUGAAAGUAAUAGAUAUGGCUUCUGUAGGUAUAAAGCAAACAUCUGGAAGGAAAUAAACCCAGAUGCUAACAGAGGUUACCUUUGGGGGUAGAGUACAUGGGAUUUUUCUUUCUGCUUUUUUACAAUUUUGUACUGCUAUUUUUGAAAAAUAUAUGCAUGUCUGUGCAUUACUUUUGCAAUCAGAAAAACUUGCUUACAAUGAAUCAAGAAAUACGUAGUCUGGAAAGCAGACUUAGGUACUAUGUAGCCAGGUGCAGUGGUGUGUGGCUAGACUUUUCAACUAUUUGGGAAACUAAGGUGAGAGAAUCACUUGAGCCAAGGAGUUGGAGGCUAGCUUGGGCAACAUGGCAGGACCCCAUCUCUUAAAAAAAAAGUACUAUGUGUUUAUUGAGAAAGCUAACGAUAUAAAUAGAAUGUAAAUAAUUACAUACUGAAUUUUAAAAUCACCUAUAUUCCCACCAGUUAGAGGUACCUAGAGUUAACAUUUUGGGGAUAUUGUCUUCUUGAUUUUUCUUUGUACACAUUUGACAAAUUUGAAGCAUCCUGAAUGUGCAGUUUUGUAUCUAGUCCCCACUCUGAAUUUACCGGGGAGAGGCCUCACCACUUACAUAUAAAUGGGCUAAGAAACCACCAGAGUUCUGGGAGAUCUCUGAUCUCAUGGCCGGCACAAUGAUCCUUACGCUCUUUGGUUAAUUUUUAAUUGAUGUAAAACUACAGCUUGUUUAAUUUACUUGUCAAUCCAGUACCUUUAAACAUUUUUAAGUUAAAAUAUUCAAUGUCCUUCCUUUCUUGCACACUUUCUAUAUAAAUGUGACUCCCAUUACCCCAGCUAGAAGUCGCUUCUUUCUGACAUGCCAUCUUUUUGUAGCACGUGAUGCUUCUGUUAUAACAUUUAAUGUCUUUCCCUUAUCAAUUUGUGUGCAACGACAGAAAGAUGUGCCUUCUGCAGGGGAACGUGGCUUGUGAACGCCUCUGUAAUGAGGCCUGUGUCUUACUUACCUUCCUCCUCUCUCCCCAUCUCCCACCUUCACCACACAGAAGUUGGGCCCAGGAUGGGCCUCCCCAUCCUGUCCCUGACUGAGGCCUUUACGAGACACCACAGCCCAGCUUGUUAAGUGUUAGUUUCUCACCAAGAGUUUUUCACUUGUACUGCGCUUCAGUCACUGAAUAUGGGAAUAUUUUAUUUAUAUUUUAUAUUGUUUAGUCCAUUUAAUACAUCCUUGCCGUAUUUGACUUAACAGUAUGACUACACUGGAAUUAGAUUUUGGGCGGUACAACAGUAUAAUAUGUGCAGCUUCUUUGUUUAUGGGGUAGAACAUUACUAAACUUUCAGUGUUGUGGGAAAGGUCAUUUUAGUUAUAAAUAUAAACCAGUUAUUUUAGUACAACAGUAAAGAUGUUCUGGAAAUUAUUAUAAGUUCAUAGGCUUGCCUGUAACAAUUGCUUAUUGUUUUCAGUGUUCGCUUUAUUUUAUUUUUCUCUACAAUAAAGAAUCCCCAAGUUUUGGCCAACAAACUAGAAUUGGGUUGAGAAAGACGAACAAAAGCAAGUGAGCAACUGUAUUAGCCUAAUUAUCUCUAAUGGGAAAUACGCACUUAGAACUGAUUUUUGAAUUUAGUUUCUUUGCUGAGUAGUAGCUUCCCAACAGUUAAGCACCCAGUUCCCACUGUUUGCUGUGAUCAGUCAACUUAGGGGACUUCUUUAUUCACAAUCUUUCCUGGGUUCUGAAGAGAAGAGAGGAAUUAAAUUUGCUUCCUCUUAUGACUUUGAACAUAUACUGCCUAUGAUUCCAAAGUUGUACAUAAUUGCUCAAAGCUCCUCGAUCCUUUAAAAAUUGCCCACUGGUGAAGCUCAAACUAAGCUGUAAAUAACCAGCUUUAGUAGAAUUGGGGCCAGUCUACACAUUUGGUACAUGUACUGCUGCCUGGGGAGUGAGUAAACUGAAUGGACGAGAGUGGAUUGUGAGAUGGGGCAGGGACAGGUGGAUGGCAGACCUGGCCUCCAUGUUUUUCUUGAGAGAUUCAGUUUUCAACAAAGAAUUGUAUUCAGGCCGGACAUGGUGGCUCACCCUAUAAUUCUAACACUCUGUCAGGCCAAGGCGGGUGGAUUGCUCGAGCUGAAGAGUUUGAAACCACCUGAGCAAGAGCGAGACCUCAUUGCUAGUUAAAAUAGAAAAAAUUAGUCUGGCAUUAUGGUGGGCACCUAUAGUUCCAGCUACUUGGGAAGGUAAGGCCAGAGGAUUGCUCAAACGCAAGAGUUUGAGGUUACUGUGAGCUGUGACACCACAGCACUCUACCAGAGUGAGACUCUAUCUCAAAAAAAAAAAAAAAAAGAAAGAAAGAAAAUAAAGGAAAAGAAAAAAAGGAAUUAUAUUGUUUGUUGUAAAAACCAAAGCUAUUGUUUUUUCCUUUCCCUUCCCCUGUAUCAUUGAAGUCAUUUCCUAAUUUUCUUUUCUCUUUUUUCUUUUUCGGGGCUCCCAGUAAUUCAUUUUAAAAUCAGACUCUGAGCUUAAAAGGACCUUAAAAUCUUUCAAUUCAUUGCUUUGCUCAAUACUUAAAAUACCACUUCACACAGUUCCACAUGACUCUGCCAAUUUAGUCUUCCAAAAUCUACUUUCAUGACACUACUAAUCAUCUCAAAUACCUUUUAUUGUCUCUCUGUUGCCAAAGGAUAAAGGUCAAAGUUAUUAGCUCAACAGUGGGCCUCCAACCAGCCUUUGGACCUCAUCCCCGUUUAUCCAUAGCAGAGUCUGCUAAUGGGUCUCAGCACCCCAGCUGUGAGUCUGUCUGAUCCUGUGACACAUCGUGCUGUGCUUUUCCAUGGAGCAAUCUGGUCCUCUCGUUGGGCACACCCAGGGCCUCCCCAUCCUGUCCCUGACUGAGGCCUUUACAAGACACCACAGCCCAGGAUGCUCCCAUCCCCACCAGAUCUAUAGGUUUCCAUGUGCCACUUGGAAGUGCUAGUUGUCCUGCUGUGAGAGAAUGAACGUCUUAUCUGUAGACUGUAAGCUUCACAAGGGCAAGAUCCAGACCUGUGUUUCUGUCUCUCCUUACAGUGCCUUGAAUAGUGUUUUGUCUUGAAAGUUGGAACCAAUAAAUGCUUG
This is a messenger RNA of Nycticebus coucang (slow loris), 5386 nucleotides long. It is a transcript of the gene RHBDD1, whose product is annotated as rhomboid domain containing 1. The transcript has 9 exons. Bases 241 to 1215 code for a protein of 324 amino acids. Lineage: Eukaryota; Metazoa; Chordata; Mammalia; Primates; Lorisidae. The record is from RefSeq and is a predicted model, not a curated record. Gene Ontology annotation, molecular function: serine-type endopeptidase activity. Gene Ontology annotation, cellular component: membrane.